GAAGGCACUGCAUGCACGCAAAUUUGUAUGCAUUUGUGUUGCACAUCCACAUUCAUACAGUGCAGCAUGCCAUGAAAAUCAUUCCAAUAUAUAGUCUACCCGUUGUCUGUCAAAAGUAUAGCCUACCCCUAGAUGUCGCUAUGUGAGCAGUGCACCUUAGGCUAGUAGGCUACAGCUAUUAUCUUUCUACCGUUUUGUGUGGAUAUCAUCAACGUUUAUUUAGCCAUUGUGCGCAAUUUUGACUAUGUUCACUUUUGCACAUUUUCCCCAUUUCACCCACCUCAAUCUAUGGAUUGAGUGAUUUGACAACUGAGCUGAUUGUGUCACCCAAUAGGUAACUUAAUUGGUGCCUCCUCCCACUGAUGUGACAGCACGCCAUUAAAGUUUAUUAAAAGCUUUUCACAAUUCAUUUGGGCUUGUUAUUAUAGGAAUAGCGUCCAAUGCAUCAUAUUUUCUGAGCUGACCAUUUGGGCAUAUCAGGUUCUCUUGCAAUUAUUUUACUGUUCAUCUGAACCAACAAUCAAGGAACCUGUUGCGGUGAAGACCAGAUAAAGCAAGGGCACCAACGCAUAAAAUUGAGAUGCAGACUCUUCUGAAGGGCAGAAGAGUGGGCUACUGGCUCAGCGAGAAGAAGAUCAAAAAGAUGAAUUUCCUGGUAUUUGUGGACAUGUGCAGGAAACGAGGCAUAGAAAUGGUUCAGCUGGAUCUGAGUCGGCCCCUGGAGGAGCAGGGCCCUCUGGAUGUCAUCAUCCACAAGCUGGCGGACCUCAUUCUGGCGGACCAGAAUGACACGCAGGCCCUGCUAUUGGUGCAGAGUGUCCAGGAUUACAUCGACACCCAUCCUGAAAUGGUGGUUCUGGACCCGCUGCCGGCCAUUAGGACAUUGUUGGACCGCUGCAAGUCCUACCAGCUCAUCCGCAGGCUUGAAGACUGCAUGAAAGAUGAAAGGAUCUGCUCUCCUCCCUUCAUGGUUCUAAGGAGUGAGUGUGGAACUGACACUCUCAAACACAUCCAGAAACAUGGCAUUACCUUCCCUUUCAUUUGUAAAACUCCAAACUCCAACUCCCAUGAGAUGGCCAUCAUCUUCAGUGAGGAGGACCUGAAGGAUGUUAAGCCCCCGUGUGUGAUCCAGAACUUCAUUAACCACGAUGCUGUACUCUAUAAGGUGUAUGUGGUGGGAGAGGCCUACUAUGUGGUGGAGAGGCCUUCUAUCAGAAACUUCCCUUCUGGACCUGCAGAGAGAAAACCCAUUUUUUUCCACAGUCACGAUGUGUCCAAGCCAGAGUGUGCUUCCGACCUGAAUUCUAGGGACAAUGUGGAGGGGGUGUCCAGGGUGCCUAUCGACGACGUCAUCAGGGAGAUCUCCAGGUGUCUGCGGCGGGCACUGGAUGUGUCCCUGUUUGGCAUCGACAUAAUCAUCAGCAACCAGACAGGGCAGCAUGCAGUCAUUGACAUCAACGCAUUUCCAGGUUAUGAGGGAGUCCCAGAGUUCUUUGACGACCUACUGAGUCAUCUCACAAGUGUUCUCCAGGAGCGGGCUUUUGAGAAGACCAGCGUGGUCGGGGGACAGCUCCCCGCCGCAGCCCUGGCCGACUGUGGGAAACCCUGCAUGCUCCUGGGAAAUGAGGCCAACACCUGGAUCGUAGAGGGAGACUGCGUCAAGAGGGGAGGCAAUCAAGGACUGGGGUGCGACUCUGAAGUGUCGGCCAACUUCCAACAACAUUGUGCGUCUGCCAUCCCCACCAAAGCCUCCUCGCAAUAAUGCCCAGCCCCUAGUAGUGAAGAACAAGAUGUUGUAUGUAAUAUAGAUAUAUAUAUAUACAGUGGGGUCCGAAAUUGACACCCUUGAUAAAGAUGAGAAGAAAAUGACGAUCAAAUAAAUAAUUAAAUUACCGAGCUACAUUGUAUGCUCCAUUUUUGUGUUCUAUUAUACAGUUGAUCAGAAAAAAGUGUUUAAGUUAUCUUUUUAAAUGUAAUCUGACCGGUUUCAAUCCAAGUGCCAAUGCCAUUUAGCGAACUCCAGGCACUUACACUUUUGGAAAUACAUGAAAAUAGAGCUCUUUAUUUUUGUUGUAAUUUUUGCUUAUCUUUAUCAAGGGUGUCAAUCAUUUUGGACCCCACUGUAUGGGGUCCAAAAUGCCAGAAAAGCUUCAAUGCGUCUUGGCAUAGAUCAGGGUUCUCCACCCCUGUUCCUGUCCUGUAGGUUCUCUCCAACCUAAUCUAGCACACCUAUUUCUAGUAAUUAGCUGGAUAAUAAACUGAAUCAGGUUAGUUACAACAGGAAGGUAGCUCUAUGGGAACAGGGUUGGAGAGCCCUGGCAUAGAUUCUUCACGUGUCUGUAACUCCAUAUGGUGUUUUAUUGGUGGUGGGAAAUGCUCUCAGGCGCCACUACAGAAUAUCCCAUAAGUGUUCAAUUGGGUUGAGAUCUGGUGACUGAGAUGGCCACGGCAUAUGGUUUCGAUCAAUGUUAUGCUCAUCAAACCAUUCAGUGACCACUCGUGCCCUGUGGAUGGGGGCAUUGUCAUCCUAUGGGGCCAUAGACAGGGUAGCCAAAAUAAUGGCCUACCCAGUAUUUUUAUACAUGACCCUAAACAGAAUGGGAUGUUAAUUAAAUAAUUAACUCAGGAACCACUCCUGUGUGGAAACACUUUCUUUCAAUAUACGUUGUAUCCCUCAUUUACUCAAGUGUUUCCAUUAUUUUGGUAGUUACACAUUAAUGUACUUGCUGAGAGCAAGACCACAAGAUGUCUUGCAUAUUCUUAAUAUUAGUGUGCUUGCAGAAGGCAAGACAACUCUGGAUUCCUUAAGUGUGCUUGCUUAAAGCAAAACAACUUUAGGAACUGUUCAUACUUAUUAUUCCGCUGUAACCUAAAACAAAUUUUUAAAAGUAGAGAGAGCCACUGCUCAGGUUGCUUGAAAAGAAAGUAUACGUUUUAAUACUACGAAUACUUUUCACACUACAAUCGUAUUUGCAUAAAUCCCAAUGCAUUUCAAUGGAAUUCCGGUCGUAACUAGUCUUCCACCACUUAAACUAGAAAUGCUAUUAUAACUUUAAAACGUGCAGACUGGUCUGGAAUAGGUUGCUUGUAAACAUUUUUUUUGAUACCAUUUAUUAUUUUUGAACUAAAACUGUUUUACAUGUGCGUAAAAGCUCCAUAGGCUUGAAUGGGAAGUUUUUUUAUUUUAAAGCAUACAUUUUAUACAAAGUGAAGCCGAAUACCCAAAACCCCUUGGUUGUCCCUAUCCUCAUGCCCACCCAUCUCCAUGCCUGCCCACCCCUGGGAAGUAUUUGGAUUCGCAAUUGCUCUUGAAACGUUAAAGCUACAAACACCAAACCAACAUUGACUUGUACAUGCUGACUCAACGUAGAUUGCUUGUCAAUUUGUUGAUUCACCACUGCUCUUGAUCUGUUUCAGCUACAACCACCACCCCAAUGUUGACAUAUGGCUUAAAUGGCUUCAACAGAGCUUUUUGCUACCAUUCCUACCUCAUAAACUAUAAAGCUUGUUGUAUCCCCAUCUAUUUCAAUGGUUGAAUGUGGGCUUCAACAUUCUUAACUGAAAUCACUACCACAACUUUCAGAAUGUUCAAACAAAACCAUUUUGGAGAGCUUAACACCUUAGGGCUUAUGAUGCCAUGGAACCCACUCUAGCCUACUAUACUUGCCCACUAUAAUACACUAUAAUAACUCCACACCUACAAACCACCCCAAAAUAAGUCACUAUAACUAACACGGCCUAUUACUAAUUAUUACUAAAACCCUACUACUGCCAUUAAUACAACUAUUUCACAACCAUAAGUAUUCAAUAUUAGCAAGCACACCAGGUUUACUUCAGUAAAUGUCCCUUUUCAAGUUAUUCUAUUUAUUCCCCUCAAUAUAGUGCUUAAAUGAUUUAAGCUAUUAACACUAAACCAACUUCCAAAUGUGCAGACAAACUCAAAUUACCUUGUUUGAGAAUCUUUUUGAUAGCAUUUUAUACUUUUGAACUACACCAAUAUUUAAAAUGAUCUACAAUGCAUUUCAAUGGCAAAAAGAUGGUCGAGGCGUCAAUAUUCUAGACUCAUCGCUUUCGCUGUUUUUAAGCUAUCAACACCAAACCAACUUUGAUGUUCAGACUAACCCGACUUACAUUGCUUGCAUUCAGAUUUGUUAUACUAUUUAUACUUUUUGACCUCAAACCAUUUAAAAUGAGCAUACAUUCAACAUGGGUUUCAAUGAGAACCAUAGGAAUAUAGUGUUAGCUAUUCAAAAUGGUCCUUGGCCAAUUAUGCUACAAGACCAACUUUAAAACAUUCAGGUUUUAUAAACUAUUUCACUUUGCUAAAAUGUGCAUAAAUGCAUGGAUUCAAUGCCAACAAUAAGAACACAGUGGUAGACAUUGUAAAUGCUACUGCUCUUUAACCAUUUCAGCUACAAACAACAUUAAAACUGACAUUUUCAGAAUUUGUUUAAAAUCUAGCAAUUCAUAAAUGUCAAAUUGGCAUUUAAUAACCCACCAACAGUAAUAGUAACUCUUGAACCAUUCAAACUAGACCCCAAACCAACUUGUUCAGGCUGUCCAAUCAGUUGUUCCAUCUACCGGCUUUUCAACUAUAACCAGUCACUACCAUUACUACUUCAGUCACUAUCACUACAAUCAUUUAUUUCACAACCAUAAAUACUAUAAAGAUGUCCUUCCAGUGAUAUUUGAACUUUUCCUGUUGAGAAGCAAUAGCCCAAGGAAUGUACACCCACUUAAGUGUAAAAAUGUUGUGAGCAAAAUGUUUUUUAGACACUGUAAACUUCAAGGAGGUGGUCUGAUGUCAUUGCACCCCCCCCCCUGCUUGAGAAACAAUUAAGGAGCAAUAGAGAACGAAGAGGAAAGACCCCCCCCCCCCCAAUCCCACGUCACGUCAUAAUCGUACCUGGAUCACCUUGAGAUGUGCCUGAGUAAAUCAGGUGUUCAAUGAGGUGAAAAGACUGGAGCAGGACUUUAAGACAGGCUCGCAAGCACAAACAUUUCCUUUAGUGCUGAGAAGGAAGAUUUUUAUUUUAUGAAUUCAGUGGUUCCAAUCUGUUUGUCUUGAUCCACUGGUUUACUGUGAUCCCAUCCCUGCUAUUGGAUCUCUGUCAUAUCAAUGACUUUGCCAAAUGUGUCUAUAGGUUCCUACUGAGCCGACAUGGUCAUGCUCUCCUGUAAGGCAGGGCAAGGGGACCCAGCAGCCUUAAUUUAAUUUUGUGUGUGUCAGUCUGAUCUUCGAGAUACGUAUAUGAUAAUUUAUUAUAUAGUAUAUUGUGAAAAUACAUUGAAUGCACAAAACAUUAAGAACACCUAAUAUUGAGUCCCCCUCUUGCCCUCAAAACAGCCUCAAUUUGACGGGGACAUGGACUCUACAAGGUGUCAAUGUUGACUCAGACUUCCCACAGUUGUCAACUUGGCUGGAUGUCUUUUAGGUGGUGGACCAUUCUUCAUACACACGGGAAACUGUUGAGUGUGAAAAACCCAGCAGCUUUGCAGUUCUCGACACAAACCGUUGUGCCUGGCACCUACCAUACACCGUUCAAAGGCACUUAAUCCUUGUCUCAAGGCUUGAAAAUCUGAACUUCAAUAAGGGGUGAAAAAAAUCCUAACAUCAAUAAGAGAUCAUAGCUUUCACCUGGUCAGUCUCUCAUGUAAAGAGCAGUUGUUCUUAAUGUGUUGUAUACUCUGUGUAUAUUGUUUAUCUUUCAGGACAGAACACAAUUAGUAUACUACUCUGUAAAAUCCAGAAUAAAUGUCAACUACUUAGGGCUAGAUUUAAUCAGGGCCGCCUUAAUUGUUUUUGUUUCGGCGAAGUUGGAUGUGUAACUGUUGGUGCUGUCAAAGCUGCUCUCUGCGUUAUACAGAUCGUGGACAUUGCUUUUGGAUACUUCCUUGUCGCAUUUGUAGUAAUCCCAUGCAGCCGUGCUGAAACUUUUUCUACGGGUUUGUGUUGUAAUCUACACCUCGAUUAGGCUGAAUUAAAUCAUUAUUUUGUUGAAUGAU
Oncorhynchus masou masou (cherry salmon) is the source of this 6006-nucleotide messenger RNA. RefSeq names its product inositol-tetrakisphosphate 1-kinase a (gene itpk1a). Lineage: Eukaryota; Metazoa; Chordata; Actinopteri; Salmoniformes; Salmonidae. The record is from RefSeq and is a predicted model, not a curated record. The coding region runs from base 581 to 1762 and encodes 393 amino acids. Gene Ontology annotation, biological process: inositol trisphosphate metabolic process. Gene Ontology annotation, molecular function: magnesium ion binding; inositol-1,3,4-trisphosphate 6-kinase activity; ATP binding. Gene Ontology annotation, cellular component: cytoplasm. The transcript has 11 exons.